Messenger RNA from Neltuma alba, 1594 nucleotides. Its product is annotated as probable polyol transporter 6. Gene Ontology annotation, biological process: transmembrane transport. Gene Ontology annotation, molecular function: transmembrane transporter activity. The transcript is spliced from 5 exons. Lineage: Eukaryota; Viridiplantae; Streptophyta; Magnoliopsida; Fabales; Fabaceae. Bases 7 to 1116 code for a protein of 369 amino acids. Gene Ontology annotation, cellular component: membrane. The record is from RefSeq and is a predicted model, not a curated record.
GAACCAAUGGACAAAAGCACAGACAGCCGCACCAAUAAAUAUGCUCUGGCUUCUGCUAUAGUUGCUUCCAUGAUAACCAUCAUAUUUGGUUAUGACACUGGAGUGAUGAGCGGAGCGAUGCUAUUCAUGAAGGAAGAACUGAAAAUCAACGACAUCGAAGUGCAGGUUCUGGCUGGCAUCUUAAACCUGUGCGCAUUGGUGGGUUCCUUGAUCGCCGGAAGAACCUCUGAUUACGUUGGUCGCCGGUGGACCAUCGCGAUCGCCGCUUUUCUCUUCAUGGUGGGUUCAGUUCUCAUGGGCUACGGCCCAAACUUCGUCGUUGUACUGACCGGUAGGUGUGCCGCCGGUAUCGGCGUGGGCUUCGCACUUAUGGUAGCCCCAGUUUACUCCGCAGAGAUUGCCGGCGCUAAAACCCGUGGCUUUCUGUCCUCGCUACCGGAGCUUGGCAUCGGCAUCGGCAUCUUUCUGGGAUAUAUCGUGAACUACUUCUUUGGAAAAUUACCUCUGAAAAUCGGAUGGAGAUUGAUGCUUGGCAUCGCAGCAGUUCCUUCACUCCUAUUACUCUUCGCCAUUCUCAAAAUGCCCGAGUCUCCAAGAUGGCUCGAUGAUGACACUCUUCCUACAACUACGGCUAAUACGAAGAAGGAAAACUCGGAUUCGGGUCUGUUCGGUAGAGGGAAGUAUAAAUUUUGGGCGUUAGCUGCCAUUCUGCUUCUUGCAUUUUGGUCCAUGUUCACCGGCACAGUUUCUCUUCGGUGGUCAGGGAGUCUCAAUAGCUUAUCUAAUGACCUUGACACUCCAAUCUAUGAUGACCUCGACGUCCUCGAAAUGGAGGAGAGGGAGAAGGUGGUGAAGCACAUGUGGGACGUAUACACGAAUAGCCGUCGGAUCAGGUUGCCGCGGUUCUGGCAGGAGGCGUUUGAGGCUGCGUACGAAGAGCUGACAAGUGAUGUGCCCGAAGUAAGAGACGCUGCCAUAACGGAGAUUGCCAAGAUGUCUGUGCGCUCAAUUGUUUUCGACCCCCCUCCCGUACAGUCAUCGAGAGCAAGGGAGUUUAGCAAGAGCCUCAUUCAAAUUGAAAAUGGAAAAGAAGCGGCGACCUCUAAGCGUGCUUAAGAAGUGAGGAACUUGUGAAACAUCCGAGGGAUAUAAUAUGUACAUGAAAAAUGCUCAUCACUACAUCACGAAAUUUGUGAAGAGGCAGUGAUUGGCGAAGUAUUACUAUGAUUUACGUCCUUCCCUUGAUAAAAGUGGAGAUUGUGUAUUCUAUUAGGAUAUGUUUCACCCCAGUUUUGCAGUCAAUUUCAGAAUCUUCGCAGUGUGAGGGUAGCAAAUUGAAACACAAGAUUUUGAGAGACAGAGUCAACUUGAAGGAUUAUUAUUUUUGUCUCAUUUCAUUAAGGUCCUUGUAACAAGUUUGUUCUAAAUUUCCUCGGUAUCUUGUGGCGUUAAAAUAGCCAAGAUAAUGGUUUUGUGGAAGGAGCCUGGUUAUUAGACAGCUUCUAGGCUUUAUUUUAUAUAAAAUCUGUUAGUUUAUCUUUUAAAUGUUCAGAAUUGACUAAGAAAAAUCCCAUCGAUUGAGCUUCAAUUGCAA